Schizophyllum commune H4-8 is the source of this 1311-nucleotide messenger RNA. Its product is annotated as mitochondrial carrier. NCBI's taxonomy places the organism in Eukaryota, Fungi, Basidiomycota, Agaricomycetes, Agaricales, Schizophyllaceae. The transcript is spliced from 8 exons. The record is from RefSeq and is a predicted model, not a curated record. Bases 10 to 930 code for a protein of 306 amino acids. Gene Ontology annotation, biological process: mitochondrial citrate transmembrane transport.
CCUCCCACCAUGAGCACCACCGCCACCACCGCAGCCGCGGCCGCGGCCUCCCCCUCCCCCUCCGCCGCCCCCUCCCCACCCAAGCGCGAAAAGGCCGCGCACUCCCUCUUCGCCGGCGCGACCGCGGGCGCCGUCGAGGCCUUCAUCACCUACCCGACCGAGUUCGUCAAGACGCGCGCGCAGUUCGGCGGGAAGCGGGAGGCGCCGCUGAGCAUCCUGCGCAGCACCGUGCAGGAGCAUGGCGUGAAGGGCCUGUACGCGGGGUGCGGCGCGCUGGUGGUGGGGAACGCGGCGAAGGCGGGGGUCAGGUUCCUGACCUACGAUCACCUGAAGGCGAUGCUGGCGGACGAAAAUGGCAAAGUGAGCGCGCCGAGAAGCUUGCUGGCGGGGUUGGGCGCGGGAAUGGCCGAGGCGGUACUUGCGGUGACGCCGAGCGAAACUAUCAAGACCAAGCUCAUCGACGACGCGAAGCGCCCGAACCCCCAAUACCGCGGUCUCGUGCACGGCACUAUAUCCAUCGUGCGCACAGAGGGCAUCCGGGGGAUAUACCGCGGCUUGAUACCAGUGAUGGCCCGACAAGGCGCGAACUCGGCCGUUCGGUUCACGACGUACACGACGCUUAAGCAGUUCGUGCAGUCCACCGCACGUCCCGGCCAGCAAUUACCGUCCACGAUCACAUUCGGUAUUGGUGCUGUCGCGGGGCUGGUCACCGUCUACACAACGAUGCCGCUAGACGUCGUCAAGACCCGCAUGCAAUCCCUCGACGCGCGCUCACAAUACCGCGGCGUCUUGCACUGCGCGUACCGGAUUGCCACCGAAGAGGGCAUCCUGCGCUUCUGGACGGGCACGGGCCCGCGGUUGGUGCGGUUGGUGUGCAGCGGAGGCAUCGUGUUUACGGUGUACGAGAACGUCAUGCGGCUCAUCGCAUAGAUGAGGGCUUGCAUUAUGAGAUGUGGACCUCGGGGACGAGCGCACGUCCGAUGCGGGGAAUGGGGCAGGUUCGGCUGGAUUGGUACGAGUCGGUGCGAAUGUGGGAGGGCGUACUGGGACACACGAAGAUGCCUCGGCGCCUCCGCCUACGCGUAGCACGCGAUGGCCAUCUACGAAGCCGGCGCGAUUGGAUGCGCAAAGUGGCCUCGGGGACGUGCCGCAUCGCCAACGUGAUGAUAGACUGGCUUCUACCCAUCUGUACCCGCUUGCAUAUAGAUCGAAACAGCGCUCGUCGGGCAGAAGAUUUGCAUGGCGAGUUGCGAUCCUCAUUUUGCGAACAACUCAUCUCAAGGCCCUGCCAACGCUCGGGACAGUAGCAAA